AUGGAGAGCGCGUCGGUUUACCAAUGCUGGACGCUGCAUGCCGGUCACAAACGGAUGGUCGCCCUAUGCCUCGGAUGUCAGUUCAGCGAGAAGAGAACGCGGGUGAAGCAUGUCGGGUACUUCGGUAUCAGAUGUUACCUUGAGGAGCAACCACGACAGCGCGACCAGAUGGCGAUUGAAUACGACAUUCAAGUCUCGAAUAUCCUAGGGCAUCAAAUUGUUUGGCUCAGAUAUUUGUUGCCUAGAACACAGCAGUAUCCUUACACACAGUCAUAG
This is a messenger RNA of Penicillium psychrosexuale, 276 nucleotides long. RefSeq lists its product as uncharacterized. The transcript has a single exon. The record is from RefSeq and is a predicted model, not a curated record. Lineage: Eukaryota; Fungi; Ascomycota; Eurotiomycetes; Eurotiales; Aspergillaceae. The coding region runs from base 1 to 276 and encodes 91 amino acids.